Tupaia belangeri chinensis (Chinese tree shrew) is the source of this 1106-nucleotide messenger RNA. RefSeq names its product CD79a molecule (gene CD79A). Gene Ontology annotation, biological process: B cell differentiation; B cell receptor signaling pathway. Gene Ontology annotation, cellular component: external side of plasma membrane; membrane; B cell receptor complex. Gene Ontology annotation, molecular function: transmembrane signaling receptor activity. The transcript is spliced from 5 exons. The record is from RefSeq and is a predicted model, not a curated record. Lineage: Eukaryota; Metazoa; Chordata; Mammalia; Scandentia; Tupaiidae. The coding region runs from base 92 to 766 and encodes 224 amino acids.
AGGGCUGGGCAGGAAGUGGGGCGGGGUUUGGAGUGGAAUCUGGUACCCCAGGACUCUGCGCCCCGACCUGGACUAAGCCACCCACUAGAAGAUGUCUGGGGGUCCAGGAGUCCUUCCAGCUCCACCGGCCACCAUCUUCCUCUUCUUGCUGUCCAUGGCGUGCCUGGGCCCAGGGAGCCAGGCCCUGUGGGUGGACAAGGGCCCGCCUUCAGUGAUAGCGCACAAUGGGGACGAGGCCCGCCUCUCAUGCCCGCACAAUGGCAGCAACCCCAACGUCACUUGGUGGCACAUCCUCCACGGCAACUACACCACGUUGCCCCCCGUGUUCCUGGGCUUGGGCCACGGCCCCGAGGGCGAGUGGAUCAUCUCCAAGGUGAACAAGAGCCACAGAGGCCUAUACCAGUGUCGUGUGGAAGACAAAGGUGCCAUCCACAAGUCCUGUGGCACCUACCUCCGUGUGCGUGACCCGCUCCCUAGACCCUUCCUGGACAUGGGGGAGGGCACCAAGAACCGCAUCAUCACUGCUGAGGGGAUCAUCCUGCUCUUCUGUGCUGUGGUUCCUGGGACAUUCCUGCCGUUCAGGAAACGAUGGCAGAACGAGAAGUUCGGGGUGGACCCCCGCGAUGACUAUGAAGAUGAAAAUCUCUACGAGGGCCUGAACAUCGACGACUGCUCCAUGUAUGAGGACAUCUCCCGGGGUCUCCAGGGCACCUACCAGGAUGUGGGCAGCCUCCACAUUGGAGACGUCCAGCUGGAGAAGCCAUGACACCCCCGCCUCCAGGGGGCUGCCCUGCCUGCUGUCUGCUGUGUGUCUUCUCACUCCCCCAGGAUGUCUUUCUUCACUCUUCCCUGGGGGUGUCCUGUGUCCACUUCCUUCUUGGGGCAUCCUUUCUCCCCCCCCCCAUAUCCCACCUGCUCUUCUUCCUUCUAGACUGCCCACCUCCACCAGAACCCCAUCCCCUACCCCUCUCUCAGGCCCCUCCCCAGUGGGUCAUGAGCCUUCAAUAGCUGCCUCUCCCAGGGCUGAUUGGAGCAGCCUCGUUAGUGUCCCCCGCCUUGCUGAUCUGUCAUGGCCACUUAGUGAUAAUAAACCCUUCCCAACUGCA